This is a messenger RNA of Durio zibethinus, 3925 nucleotides long. The record is from RefSeq and is a predicted model, not a curated record. Lineage: Eukaryota; Viridiplantae; Streptophyta; Magnoliopsida; Malvales; Malvaceae.
UCAGAUCUCGCACGUGGCGGAACAAACGGAUAGGAUUAUCCCCCGCGUGGACCUACCCAUUUGAAUUCAAAUUCUGCUCAUAAACAUAAAGUUAACGUUACGAUUUUGAAGACCUCAGCUUCGGAUCCGAGCCAAACACCGAAUCAAAGGACAUUGGAAGGAAGAACCAAAAAAAACAAAACUGAAGAUUGCAAUAUCAACGCAAAGCCAAAUACCGAGAGAGAGAGAGAUAGCCCACAAAAAAGAAUUAAACAGCCUUUGAUUUUGGUCGUACUUUGACUGUCGAGUACAAUAUUUUCUCUCCCGAAAUCCCCUUCCUUUCUGGGUUUUCUUUGGUUUUUUUUUUUUUUUCCUUCAUUAUUUUUCUUAAAGAAAGAUACCCAUAAAAGAUUACCAAAGAAGAAGAAGGUAGAGGGGUUUGAAUGGAGUGUGUUACAAGAAAUGGAUUCCAUGACCUCAAUUUGGCUUCAAGAAAAGCUGAAGAAGCAGCUUUAAGAAGAUAUGUGGCUGUUGCUUGGUUAGAAACCUUAGUUGGUCCACUGGGGAUAUCAAGCCAACCAUCAGAGAAAGAGUUCAUUUCUUGCUUGAGAAAUGGUUUGAUUCUUUGCAACGUCAUCAACAAGAUCCACCCUGGUGCAGUCCCCAAGGUUGUGAAGAGUAAUUCACAUGCACAAUCACUCACUCGGGAGUUCCAGCCACCACCAGCCUAUCAAUACUUUGAAAAUGUCAGGAAUUUUCUUGUUGCCAUUGAAGAGCUAAAACUGCCAGCCUUUGAAGCUUGUGAUCUCGAAAGAGAUAACUUGGAAGCAGGGUCUGCAGCAAAGGUUGUUGAUUGCAUAUUAACUCUUAAGUCAUAUCAUGAAUGUAAGCAGAUUAAUUGUGGGAAUGGAAAUGGAUACUAUAAGCUUACUAGGUCCCCCAUGGUUAUGCAUUCUGCCACUAAGAUUCGCCCAGGAGCCUCAUCAGAAUCUUGUAGGCGCUUGGACAUGUCUGCUGCUUGUGAUAAACAACCACCUGCCAAUGGCGAAAUCCAUAAACUUGAAGAUACAAUUGUGAAGGUACUUGCUGACUACAUGGUUGACACAAAGGAAAACAUUGAUGACAGCCUUUUGGGUUCUUUCCAUAAGAAAAAUUCGGAUUCAGUCAAAUUAUUGAGCAAGAUGAUUUCAAGUUGUUUGGAGGAACAACAUCAGAAAAAGUUCCCUGAGCUGAAAUCAGUGUUUAAAGAUUUUCUAAAAGAAAGAAAUGGCUCAACUGUUCACUCUACUCCUAAUCCUCUGGAGGAUGUAUCAUCAUUUGGACAAUAUAAGGGAUCAAGAGCUCCCAUGAAAAGGGCUAAUUGGAACAACAGGAAUUUAUUACAAAUGCAGGAAAAAGAACUCUCAGUACUCAAGGACUUGUUGUCAACUACAAAGAGAGAGUUUGAAGACUUACAGUUACAACUGCAAAUAGAUUUGAAAGAUCUAGGAAGUCAAGUAGAAGAGAUGUCCACAGCUGCACUUCAGUAUCACAAGGUGGUGGAAGAGAACAGGAAGUUAUAUAAUAUGGUUCAGGAUUUAAAAGGAAAUAUUCGAGUUUUCUGCAGAAUUAGACCUGCUUUCUGUGCUGGAACAAGAAAUGCAAUAGAUUUUAUUGGAGAGGAUGGUUCACUUGUGAUUUUGGACCCGUUGAAACCCCAAAAGGAUGGAAGAAAAGUCUUUCAGUUUAAUCGUGUUUUUGGUCCAAGUGCAACACAAAAUGAUGUGUUUAAUGACACUCAACCUUUGAUUCGAUCGGUCAUGGAUGGUUAUAAUGUUUGCAUCUUUGCAUAUGGCCAAACUGGAUCAGGCAAAACGUAUACAAUGAGUGGUCCAUCAGGUGGAUCAACUAAGGACUUGGGGAUUAAUUAUCUAGCUCUCAAUGAUCUCUUUGAAAUUUCUAAUCAAAGGAAGGAUAUUAUAAGUUAUGAGAUUCAAGUUCAGAUGGUAGAGAUAUAUAAUGAACAAAUCAGAGACCUUCUUUCAGAAGAUUCAUCAUCCACCAAAUUAGAGAUUCGUAGCUGCAUUAGUGACAAUGGCUUAAGCCUUCCAGAUGCUACAAUGCGUACAGUGAAGUCCACAAGCGAUGUGCUAAAUCUAAUGAAAAUUGGAGAGGUGAAUCGUGUUGUCUGUUCCACUGCAAUCAACAAUAGAAGUAGUCGCUCCCACAGUAUCCUAACAGUACAUGUGCAUGGGAAAGAUGCAUCUGGCAACACUCUUCGUAGUUGCUUGCAUUUGGUUGACCUGGCAGGAAGUGAGAGGGUGGACAAAUCAGAAGUUACAGGAGAUAGGCUAAAGGAGGCUCAACAUAUUAAUAAGUCUCUUUCUUGCCUCGGAGAUGUCAUCACAGCUUUGGCUCAGAAGAAUUCUCACAUCCCUUACAGAAACAGCAAACUCACACUUCUUUUGCAGGACUCAUUAGGUGGACAUGCUAAGACAUUGAUGUUUGCUCAUGUGAGUCCGGAAGGAGACUCUUUUGGAGAAACAAUUAGUACUUUGAAGUUUGCUCAGAGAGUUUCAACAGUGGAACUUGGUGCUGCUCGUUUGAACAAAGAGAGCAGUGAGGUUAUGCAACUCAAAGAGCAGAUUGAAUACCUCAAGAAGGCAAUGGCAAACAAGGAAGGACAGAAUACAGUGUCCCACAAAAUGAAGGAACCAAAAUCUCCAUUUGACAAACAAAAGGCAACAAUUGAGAAAACUCCCCCACAGACUCGAAGGUUGAGCAUUGAGAAUGGUAGCAACAUGAAGUCUGAGAAGCAAAUGAACCUUGAAGACAGGAAAGGACCAAAAACCCCAUCAGUUCCAACACAGGCAAGGAGGUUGAGCUUGGAAGGUUCAAGAAAUGGUAAGAAGGACAACAGUCAGUUAAAAGUAUCUGAAGAUGUUAGCAAGUCCUUGCAUGUUGGCACAGUGUCCGUACAGAAAUAUAGUCAAUUCCAUGAUGCAGAAGCUGUUACAAAGCAGUUUGGGAAUCUCAGCAAUGGCAGCUCUAUGAUGGAAAUUUAUCAUUCUAAAUCUCCUCGAAGUCCUACUAGUUCUUCCUUUCUAAAGCAAGCACUGAAGACAGAUUGUCGGACACAAAUUCCUAGACUUCAGCUACCAAAUACACCUGAACCACAACUACUUGCUAGAAAUGACAUUCAGAAUAUCAUGCAAAGUGUACAUUCUACCGAGUCCCGAACGGCAAAUGGGAAAGGAUCUCAAAUAAGGAAAUCCCUGCGAACAACCAUCGGGAAACUGAUUAGUGGCUCUGAGAAGAGGAACCUACAGAACUCAUUGGAAUUCAAAUCACCCAUCAGGGGGGAGGGCAAUGUCAAUGAUUUGAAGUCACCAGUCACUGCUAAUGAAAGAGCAGUGCGUAGGCAAUCACUUACCGGUUCCCGAACAUCAGGACCAGACAGGUCUCGAAGAUCUUCUCUUGGAGGGAAGCCGAUUGACUCAAGUACAACUAUGAGCAAUAACAGGAAUGCCAAGACUCCUCCUCCUGUCCACCCAUCAACAAAGACAACAAAGCGGUGGUUGUAAUCAUCUAAUUGUUGAAUGAAAGGCUCCAGUGAUGCUUUGACUCGAAGCACACUGAGUUGUUGACAUUUUCAGAAGGCCUAAAGAAUAGCCAGAGCAAAUUGGGUAUUAGAGUGAGCUAGCCUCUAGUUCAUGUACAUAGGAAACAAUAGAAUGUCAGUUGAGGCAGGUUGAUCGUAGAAUGCCAACUGAUUCAUAGCUGAUUAUUUUUGCAAACCCCAGUUUUAUCUGCCAGAUGAGGCAAACUCUACUUCAUUUACUGACUUUGCUAUUUUUCAUCUAUUUCUUAAUAAAGUUUGGGUCCAUUCAAAGAUAUCAAAAUUUCUUUGUGCAACAAACAUUAGACUGGCAUUUCCUGUUGGAAAUAAGUGUUGUCCACGUUUUAU